AUGACAUCUUGCGAUAACUAUGAUAUGGACAGCCUCAACAUCCCCAAUACCAUUCCCGUAGAUGAGUCUUACGGCCGCGUCCAGUUUUAUCUGGACGAGGAAGAUGAUUCAAGCUCGGUUUAUUCGAUGACCUCGUCAGCGUACAGCUUUCGAGUGGAAUACGGCCGUCGAUUCCGUGACUAUAAAGCUGGUCACCCUUUCCCUUACGAUGAGGUUUCAGAAGAAAAUGAGGUCAUCAUGCAUCAUAUGAUGCUGCUACUUCUCGACAACAGGUACUUUUUGUCUCCUGUGCCUGAAUCAUCUCUUCGUUGUGUUGCCGAUAUAGGUUCCGGGCUGGGUCUCUGGACCGAAGGAGUGGCCGAGCGCUACCCCGAUGCGGAAGUGGUUGGGAUCGACCUGGCUCCUCACGAACGACCAACCCAUCCAAAUUGUUCCUAUAUGUUGUCGGACGCAACAGAAGAAUGGGUUUUGGAUGAUCCUUCUAAGAAGUUCGAUUUGGUCUAUAUUCGAACGCUGUUUGGAGUAAAGGACUGGCCUGCACUGUAUACACAAUGCUUCGACAAUAUGAGCUCCGGUGGAUGGAUAGAACAGAUCGAAAUGGACAUAAAUGCACAAAUUGAUGGUAGCUCCACUUCCUCAAAUAGUAAAGUCAAGGAGCUCUGUACAUUCACUGCGCAAAUGGGUAUAGCCUCCGGACGUGAUCUUCAUAUAUCAAAGAGUAUGAAGACGUUGAUCGAGGAUGCCGGUUUCGUCAACGUACAAGAACGAACAAUCAACUUACCACUGGGAUCGUGGGCCGUCGACCCAAAAUUAAAAGACAUUGGCAGAUUCUUUGAGCGAUAUUACAAGACUGGCCUCCAAGGAUGGUUGCUACAAAUCUGUACCCGAACUUUAGGUUGGUCUGUGGACCAGGUCAACAAGGCAUGCAUUGAUGCCUUUCAAGAGAUCAAUGGUCGUCAACAUCGUCUCUACUAUCCCAUGUAA
Messenger RNA from Exophiala aquamarina CBS 119918, 984 nucleotides. RefSeq lists its product as uncharacterized. The record is from RefSeq and is a predicted model, not a curated record. The transcript has 3 exons. The coding region runs from base 1 to 984 and encodes 327 amino acids. Lineage: Eukaryota; Fungi; Ascomycota; Eurotiomycetes; Chaetothyriales; Herpotrichiellaceae. Gene Ontology annotation, molecular function: methyltransferase activity.